Spea bombifrons (plains spadefoot toad) is the source of this 2204-nucleotide messenger RNA. RefSeq names its product sodium- and chloride-dependent transporter XTRP3-like. The transcript is spliced from 11 exons. Gene Ontology annotation, molecular function: L-proline transmembrane transporter activity. Lineage: Eukaryota; Metazoa; Chordata; Amphibia; Anura; Pelobatidae. Gene Ontology annotation, biological process: sodium ion transmembrane transport. The record is from RefSeq and is a predicted model, not a curated record. Bases 27 to 1814 code for a protein of 595 amino acids. Gene Ontology annotation, cellular component: plasma membrane.
CAGGCUCUUGGCUUGCAAGAAAGAAAAUGGAAAAGCCCCGUCCACUGUGGGAUAACUCUUUACAGUUUGUGUUUGCCUGCAUAUCCUAUGCUGUUGGGUUAGGAAAUGUUUGGAGAUUUCCUUACUUAUGCCAGCUGUAUGGAGGUGGUGGUUUUUUGAUUCCAUACCUUAUCAUGCUAAUCGUGGAAGGGAUGCCAUUGUUAUAUUUGGAAUUAGCUGUUGGUCAGCAUUUCCGCCAAGGAAGCAUAGGAGCGUGGAAGACAAUAAGCCCUUAUCUCAGUGGUGUUGGAAUUGCCAGUGUUAUGAUAUCAUUUUUCCUGUGUAUUUAUUACAAUGUAAUAAAUUCUUGGGCUUUCUGGUACCUAUUUCACUCAUUCCAGGAUCCUUUGCCAUGGUCCACCUGCCCCUUGAACAGCAACAUGACUGCUUAUAUUGAAGAGUGUGAAAAGUCCUCUCCUACUCAAUAUUUCUGGUACAGGGGAACCAUAAAUAUAUCAUCAUCUAUUUCAGAGAGUGGGACAAUCCAAUGGGAGCAGGUGGUCUGCUUAAUUUUAGCAUGGUUUGCUGUAUACCUUUGCAUUUUGAGAGGUCCUGAAUCAACUGGAAAAGUGGUCUAUGUAACAGCUUCAUUACCAUACCUUGUUCUUCUUAUAUACUUGGUUAGAGGUCUCACACUCCAUGGAGCAAUAAAUGGACUGGCAUUCAUGUUUACACCAAAGUUGGAUCAACUAUCAAAUCCCAAAACCUGGAUCAGUGCAGCAACACAGAUAUUUUUCUCGCUGGGACUUGGAUUUGGAAGUCUUAUUGCUUUUGCAAGUUAUAAUGAACCUAACAACAACUGUGAAAGACAUGCCAUCAUUGUUUCCUUGAUCAACAGUGGGACUUCUAUAUUCGCCAGUAUUGUGACUUUUUCUAUCUAUGGGUUUAAGGCAACCUUCAACUAUGAAAACUGUAUAAACAAAGUAAUUAUUUUGUUAACAAAUACUUUUGAUCUUGAAGAAGGAUACAUAAAUGCAGAUAACCUUGAAGACGUGAAACUCUACCUGAACGAAACGUUCCAUAAUGAAUAUGCCGCUAUAUUUCCCCGAAUAAGGAACUGUAGUCUAGAAAAUGAAUUAAGCACGGCUGUCCAAGGAGCUGGCCUUGCAUUCAUUGUCUACACCGAAGCAAUAAAAAACAUGGAAAUUUCGCAGUUGUGGUCAAUCCUAUAUUUUUUUAUGUUGCUGAUGCUGGGAUUAGGAAGUAUGUUAGGAAAUACUGCUGCGAUUCUCACGCCCUUGACAGACAGCAGGUUUAUUUCCAAGUAUUUACCAAAGGAGAUUAUUUCAGGAUUACUUUGUUUCAUCAGUUGCAUUAUUGGAAUAAUAUUUACCAUGGAAUCUGGGAAUUACUGGUUUGAUAUAUUUAAUGACUAUGCUGCCACUCUACCAUUACUGCUUGUAGUAUUUGUGGAAAUUAUAGCCAUCUGUUAUGUUUACGGAUUGAACAGGUUUGAAAAUGAUGUUCAAAUGAUGAUUGGAUAUAAGCCAAAUUGGUACUGGAAAAUCAUGUGGGGGUUUGCAAGUCCUUUGCUGAUAAUAACUUUAUUUAUAUUUUACUUAACUGAUUACAUAAUGGCAGGAAGCCUACAAUAUAAAGCAUGGGAUUCCUCACAGGGUCUGCUCGUCACAAAAGACUACCCAACAUAUGCAUUGGUUAUCAUUGGAUUGCUAGUUGGCACGUCUGUUUCUUGCAUUCCUCUGGGUUCUCUGAUACAUUUCAUUAACAACAGGCGAAGGAGGAUGGACAACUGUAUUUCAAUAGUUCCAACAUAAAAUUUCUAUUUGCAUUUUCCAUAGUUGUAAAGUAAAUAGCAAAAAACAUAUGUUCAUAGUUAAUCAGAUUUGCAUAUACCUACCAAGAAUUCCUUGCACUAUAGGUUUUUUGUGGAAUGGAUGUGUUUGGGAAUGCUUUUUUUUUCUUCUUAACUUUUAAUCACCUUUCUUGUGCCCAUACAUCUAUUAUUUUUUCAAAUAAAAUGUUUGAGUAAAUAAGAAUAUCAAAAUAUGCAUAUAAUAUACACACAUACUAUAUUUGCAGAUUUAAAAAAAUGCUUUUUUGUAGAGUGCUGAAAUAAAGUAGGUUUCAAAUCUGUUAGAAGUGUUCUUUUUUUUUGUAGAGCGCUUAAAUAAGGUUGGUUUCAAAUAAAAAGUUUUUUUCCCUCU